GCCAGUCUCCGCGGUCCUUCCGCGGCCCAAGCAGCCAGGCAACCAUCUUCCACAAAGCAUUGACGGCCUCGACGACAUUUGCGCGUCCUCGGCAUCAGACAACACCUUGACGUCUAGACGCCCAGUUCACACGAUACCACCGAGUCCGCUUCCUAUCUACAGCCCGCCUUGUCUCGGCGACAGUCCAGCCUCACCCCAAACAAGCAACCAGCAUGGCCUCUCGCGCGGUCGGCAAGACGCUCUUGGUCGCCAAGUUCACUGCCUUCGUCUUCGCCUUCAUUGGCAAGAUCACCGGCCAGGCACUGCUCGCACUCCUCUCCGCUCCUUUCUCCAAAAACGCAGCCCGUGCUCUGUCAGACAUCCCAGAGUCGGAAAUACGCAACAUCGUCGUCGUCGGCGCCUCGUUUGCGGGGUAUCAAGCGGCCAAGUUGAUUGCAACUAGCCUGCCCUCGGGCAGCCCUUUCCGGGUCAUCGUCAUAGAGCCUCACUCGCACUUCCAUUUCACGUGGGUGCUGCCCCGCUGUUGCGUGGUCAGUCACGAGGACAAAGCCUUCAUUCCGUACGGCGGACUGCUCAAGGGCAUUCCCAGCCAAAGACUGCGAUGGGUACAGGACAGAGUCGCCAGCCUUAGCGGGGACACAGUCCUCCUAAAAGAUGCUGGCAUCGAGAUCCCCUAUGAGUUCCUGGUCAUCGCGACGGGCUCGGGAGCUACGGACGGCCUACCUUCUCGCGUGGGCAGUAACGACAGGGCGACUGGUGUCGAGCUGCUCAAGAAGUUCCAAGCGAGGAUCGCACAGUCUGAAAAGAUUGUCGUGGUCGGCGGCGGUGCGGCAGGCGUGGAGCUAGCCACUGAUGCCAAGGAGAAGUACCCAGCCAAGUCGGUCACGCUUGUCCACUCGCGAGAUGCAGUAAUGCACCGCUUCGGGCCAGAGCUGCAGCAAGAAGCGAAGAAAGGCCUGGAGGCUCUGGGCGUCGAGCUCCUACUUGGAGAGCGGGCGACCAAGUCUGAGUCGGAUGAGCAUUCACUCAUCCUAAGCUCGGGUAGGAAGAUCGAGUACGACCUCUUGAUCAACUGCGCCGGACAGAAGCCGUCCUCCGACAUCCUUUUGAACCUCGCACCGGCCUCCAUUGCCACCUCAGGUAAAGUGUCCGUAAAGCCGACGUUGCAGAUCGACGACGACUCGCUCCCAAAUGUGUACGUCUGCGGCGACGUGAGCGACACGGGCAUCAAGAACCCCAAUGCGCGAUUCGCGUACACCCAGGCCGCAGUCGCUGCGAGCAACGUCGUCCUCGCGGCGAAGGGCAAGGCGCCGACAAACAAGUACAAGCCGUUCUGGGGCGAUGGUGUUAUCAAGUUGACGCUCGGAAUUACAAAGUCGGUCAGCUACCUCAGUGACGGCAACGCGGAACUGCUUUUCCGCGGCAAGGAGAAGCACGAGGAGCUCAUGUCCGCCCAGGCUUGGGCGCAGAUGGGCGUGAAACCCUACAAUGACCCAAACCCGGACGGCCCGGCGGUCAAGUGCACACCCGAGCAGGUCGCUGCCCUCGCCGUUGGUUCUUCUUCCGGUGCAAGCGGUAGUAGCCCUGCCGGUGCUAGUGCCGCCAAGCAGGCGUCGUCUUCGGAGGAGUCGACGCGGGGAAUCGUGGCGACGGAGAAGUAGAUCGCAAAGUCGUGGAUCUGCUCCGUCAUCAUCACAGCAGCUCACCCGGCUGCGGAGAGAUAACUAUGACGGGAAAGAUAACCUCGCUUGCCUGGUAACACGGAUGCGCGCAGGGACUGGGGCUGUAGGGAUAGUCCGAUGGCAUACAACAGCGAGAAGACAUUGGAAUUUAACGGGACGUAAUCAUGGACACCCAGCGUGGACAGCCGGCAUAAAUCAUCCCAGUCGAG
This is a messenger RNA of Microdochium trichocladiopsis, 1891 nucleotides long. RefSeq lists its product as uncharacterized. The transcript has 3 exons. Gene Ontology annotation, cellular component: cytoplasm. The record is from RefSeq and is a predicted model, not a curated record. Bases 213 to 1661 code for a protein of 482 amino acids. Gene Ontology annotation, molecular function: flavin adenine dinucleotide binding; electron-transferring-flavoprotein dehydrogenase activity. Lineage: Eukaryota; Fungi; Ascomycota; Sordariomycetes; Xylariales; Microdochiaceae.